CUUCAAAGAAGAGGAAUGGAGUUACCCCACGGCACUCUGAUGGAUGGUGACAGUUCCACUACAGAUGCUUCCCAAUUAGGAAUCGCGGGUGAUUACAUUAGUGGAAGUCACUAUGUUUUACAGUCUCACGAAGGAGACACCGAUGAGGGGCUUGGUGAUCAUGAUGACACAAAUGGUUCCAAAGAGUCCUACAGGGAACAAGACAUCUAUCUUCCAAUUGCCAACGUCGCCCGGAUAAUGAAAUCAGCCGUACCUGCAACAGGGAAGAUCGCUAAAGAUGCUAAAGAAUGUGUUCAAGAGUGUGUGAGUGAGUUUAUCAGCUUCAUAACGUCUGAGGCUAGUGAGCGAUGUCACCAAGAAAAGCGCAAAACCAUCAAUGGAGAAGAUAUCCUUUUUGCCAUGUCCACACUGGGCUUCGAUAGUUAUGUGGAACCGUUAAAACUCUACCUGCAGAAGUUCAGAGAGGCAAUGAAGGGGGAGAAAGGAUUAAACACAUCAACAGGUGGAGGCACAGAUGGCCUUGGCGAAGAACUCACAGAAGAAACUUUCUCUAAUCAGUUAACAACGGGAUUAAUCACUGCAGAUGGCCAGCCACAAAAUGUCAUGGUGUAUACCACAUCAUAUCAACAGAUUUCGGGUGUACAGCCCAUACAGUUCUCCUGAUGGAUCACACUGAAGACUUAGAAACAUAUCAAGCCCUACGAUAACAAGAUGACUGGCUGAAAGAAAGGCAAACAGAUCAGCAAGGAUAAGAGCAGUUGAAUGGUCAGCUGAGCCGAAGAUGAUGAUCUUUAGCUGCUCUUGUAUUAUAUUCUUCUGAAUAGUUGUAGAUGCUUUGACAGGUUCCUGGGGUGCGACCAAGAAAUCCAGUUUCUGACCCCACCUGAAGGAUCAUUUCUUAUUUACCAGUUUUAAAAAACUGAAUCUUUAUAAUGUAUCACAGUUACAAAGUACUUUUGUUUUGUACAAGAGUUGUUCAGUUUUGUGUGGAUACAUGCAGGAAGCUGAUGUCAUUGGCCGCUGUGUGUCUGAUUUAUUACUGUCAGAACUUACUGGGCAGUAUCUUAUUUUCAUAUUGAAUCAUGUUGCUCCUUUUGUAAUUCAAAUAAGUAAUUUCACUAGAUGUACCCUUUUAAUAAAACAGGUGUAUAAUAAAUUGUUUUUGAGAGUAUGAAA
This is a messenger RNA of Carcharodon carcharias (great white shark), 1176 nucleotides long. Its product is annotated as nuclear transcription factor Y subunit beta-like. Gene Ontology annotation, biological process: regulation of transcription by RNA polymerase II. The record is from RefSeq and is a predicted model, not a curated record. Gene Ontology annotation, molecular function: protein heterodimerization activity; DNA-binding transcription activator activity, RNA polymerase II-specific; RNA polymerase II cis-regulatory region sequence-specific DNA binding. The transcript has 7 exons. Gene Ontology annotation, cellular component: CCAAT-binding factor complex; nucleus. Lineage: Eukaryota; Metazoa; Chordata; Chondrichthyes; Lamniformes; Lamnidae. Bases 16 to 663 code for a protein of 215 amino acids.